Molecule: messenger RNA, 2175 nt
Organism: Alternaria metachromatica
Lineage: Eukaryota; Fungi; Ascomycota; Dothideomycetes; Pleosporales; Pleosporaceae
Exons: 1
Coding region: 1-2175 (724 amino acids)
Biological process (GO): rRNA processing
Cellular component (GO): sno(s)RNA-containing ribonucleoprotein complex; small-subunit processome; nucleus
Source: RefSeq, a predicted model, not a curated record
AUGGCGCCGCCUUCCCACUCGCCCGACACGUCAAUCUCUUCCCACACUCUCUCCAUCGGCUCCAUUCAACCGCCGCCCAUGGAACUUCCACCAACCGCGGCGACUUCGCCUACAAGUCUGCUCACCAAACCGCUCGCCUUCCUCCAGCCCACGGCGCAGCUCAAUGCGACUUUCCUUGCCGCUGCGAAACGAUAUCUCGAUCCAGUAGCCGCCGGCGUAAGCGCGUCACAAUCACAGCGACAACAAGAUCUGCGCAAGAAGCGGAAGCGGGGCGGCGGCUACGAUGAUGAUAUCAGCGUGCUACACUUGAAGAAGGUGCACUUGGACGGAUUCGGUGUGAACCAGGUCUUCGAACAGACGCGCAAGAUCGUCGAAGCGACAACGGAUGAGAUUGAACUUUCUCUGCCCGACCACGACGGUGGCCUUGUGCCUAUCCGUCAUGGCGAGGAAGACGACGACGAGGACAUUGAAGAGGCCGAGGAGGAGUACCACACCGACUCAGACAUUGGCGAAGAGGGCGUCGACUGGGAAUACGAUGGUGUGGACGAAGACGAGGAUGAAGACGCGCUUGAUGGCGAGCCGGACGAAGAGGACAUCGACAUGGAAGAUGGAGCAGACGGCAUCUUCUCCGACGAUGCGUCAGACGAUGCGCCCGCGGAAACCUACCAACCCGACCCCAACGGUCUCAACGACGGGUUCUUCUCCAUAGACGACUUCAACAAGCAAACCGACUUCCUGGAGCAGCAGGAUCAGAGGGGCGAGGGUGCGGACAGCGACGAUGACGAAGUAAACUGGGAGGCGGAUCCCAUGGAAGACGGCCCAUCCACAGGCAAAGCCAAUGGCAUCGCAGGAGAUGCAUCCGGCGAUGAGUCUGACGAGGGCGGACCAACCUUCGGCAACGUUGAUCUGAAUGCACCAGAAGGCGACAGUGGCGAUGAGGACGACCUCGAGGACGGUGACUUAGAUGGCCUUGACACCGGUAUGAACGCCAACAACGUCAUGUACAAGGACUUCUUCGCGCCUCCCGCACAAAAGGCGAGCAAGAACAAGAACGGCAAGAAGCGCGGACGACCCAACCCCCACAACUUCCCCGAGAAGCAGUCGCAACCAGCAGAGGAAGUUGAGGAGGACGUGGAAGGAACCAUGGCCAGGGUACACCGAGAUCUCUUUGAAGAUGACGACGAUAUGGAAAGCGAGGGCGACCUCUCCGACGUAGACCCCUCAGACCCCAAGUCGAGACGAUCAACACACGAGCGGAGACAGGCCAAGAUCGCAGAGGAGAUCCGAAAACUGGAAGCAGCCAACGUUGCGAAACGGGAAUGGCAGCUAUCUGGCGAAGCCCGCGCAGCAGACCGACCAGUAAACUCGCUUCUCGAAGAGAACCUCGAGUUUGAACGCGCCGGCAAACCCGUCCCCAUAGUCACGCAAGAAACUUCCGAAGACAUCGAAGCGCUCAUCAAGCGCCGCAUCCUAGCCGGCGAAUUCGACGAGAUCCACCGCCGCCGACCCGACGACCUCGCCACCGGCCCCCGACGAGGCCGCUUCGAGCUCGACGACACAAAGUCCGGCAAAGGCCUCGCCGAAAUCUACGAAGAAGAGCAUCUACGCGAGACAGACCCCAACUUCGUCGAAGCCAAAGACGAGAAGCUAAAGAAGGAGCACGACGAAAUCACCGCGUUAUGGAAGAGCAUAUCCGCCAAACUCGACUCCCUCAGCUCCUCGCACUUCAAGCCCAAGCCCGCAGCGCCCAACCUAGAAAUCCGGACCGAUGCGCCCGCCAUCGAGAUGGAAGACGCGCGGCCCACCGCUGGCGGCGAGGUCGCGAGCGCAAGUAUGCUCGCGCCGCAAGAAAUCUACAAGCCGGGCGAGGACAAGAGCAAGAGCGAGAUUGUUACCAAGAGCGGUAUGCCAGUCGCCCACGACGAGAUGUCGCGGGAAGAGAAGAUGUCGAGAAGGAGACGAGCAAAGGAGAGGGCGAAGAAGGCUGGGCUUAAUAAGCCGGUGCAGAAGAAGACGGAGGGCAAGGAGAAGAAGAGGGGUGAGAAGAAGCAACUUGUGUCGGAUCUUAAGAAGGGUGGUGUGCAAAUUAUUGGACGGAAGGGUGUUAUUACUGAUGUGGAGGGUAAGGAGGUUAAGGAGGCUGCGAAGAGAGGCGCUGGCAGCUUUAAGCUGUGA